Molecule: messenger RNA, 1746 nt
Organism: Nipponia nippon (crested ibis)
Lineage: Eukaryota; Metazoa; Chordata; Aves; Pelecaniformes; Threskiornithidae
Source: RefSeq, a predicted model, not a curated record
AUGAAGAGAAAAUGGGAAGAAAGACUGAAUAAAGUUGAAGAACGAGCGUCUUACUAUGAAAGAAACCCUCUUCCUCCAGUUUAUAGACCAAAACUGUCCAAACCCUUUCAGCCAUCCUCUGUUUGGAAAAUAUUUUGUCGGCAGGCUGAAGCUUUCAAUUAUGUAAAAAUCUGCAAAGAGGAUGUUCACGUAUUUGCCUUGGAAAAGAACGCACAAAGUGGACAGAGGUUUUACCUUGUGACAACAUAUAAAGAGCUUUGGUUUUAUUACACGAAAGGUUAUAAAACAAGUCUUAUGCAUUGCUAUGAAGUAAUUCCUGAAAAAGAUGCUUGCAAACUUUAUUUUGAUUUGGAGUUCUACAAACCAGCAAAUCCUGGUGCAGAUGGCAAGAGUAUGGUUGCAAAGUUAAUUGAGCUUGUCAGCCAAAAAUUAAAAGAACUUUAUGAUGUAAAUUGUUCAGCCAAAGAUGUCUUGAAUUUAGAUUCCAGUACUGAUGAAAAAUUUAGUCGACACUUAAUAUUUCUACCCCAAAAGACUGUAUUUAAGGAUAAUAUCAAUGUUGGUAACUUUGUGAGAACCAUUUUGCAGCCCGCUAUAAGGUUAAUGGAGCGUAAAGCUGCUGUUGUGAAUCCAGAAGAAGGAGCAGGACACGAUUUCCAGUGUUCUGCAGAAGCCGUUGGAUUAGGUGGUUCUCUUACAAACCUCGCAGCUGUCGAAGAUGCUUCCAAAGGCUGGCCAGCCAGUGCUGGCAAAACAAACGAUAUGGAAACACCACACCAGGGAGAAGAUGCGGAAUUUUCUUUUCUAAUAGUAAACACUAAAGAAAGAGACAAGCAACUUUUUGUGGAUCUAGGAGUUUAUACAAGGAAUAGAAAUUUCCGGAUGUAUAAAUCAUCAAAAGCAGGAAAAAAUGUGAUUCUGAAGAUAGCAGAGGAUAACAAGUUUGUCCCUAAUUGUGAAGAGAAUGUUUCCUUGGAAGAAGCAUACUUUCUUUCCUCUUUGAUCUGCAACAUUAGAGUGAAGGAUGACACAAAAGUUCUGUCAUCGGGCUUUUCAGAGGAGGAGAGAAAAAUGUCUGCUUUUAUAAACAGUAAAACUACCAGAAGCCGUAGAGAUUCCAUGGAAGGUUAUCAGGAUUCACCAUAUCCAGAAAUUGAUGAUUUUGUUCGUUCUUUGGUUAAUAAAGACGGGGUGCAAGGAGGGAUACGACGAUGGAAUUAUUUCUCUCUGGAAGAAAUACUUAUAUAUGAUAUUUCUGGUUACCGUUGGUGUGAAAAUAUUGGAAGAGCUCACAAAAGUAACAACAUAAUGAUUCUGGUAGAUCUGAAGAAGGAAGUCUGGUAUCAAAAGUGUCAUGAUCCAGUCUGCAGAGAAAACAACUUCAAAUCACAAAGUUUUCCAUUACCACCUGGGAUAUGUCUCCCUUUUCUUUUCAAAGAGGAAGAAGAGUAUACACUAAUGGAUGAAAGGGGGAAUACAGGAGAAAAAGUAAAACCCCAUUCUAAUGCAUCAGACUUGUCGAAAAGCUCGGUAUCUCUGGAGAAGAGCUUGUCUCAAGACUUCCUGUUGUCAGACAGCGCGUGGGACAAUGCAAGCGAUGACGCCUGUUUCCUAGAAGCUACUGAAGAUGUGGAACUAGCUGAAGCUGCAAAUGAUAGUCUGAAUUAUGCCAUGGAAGAAAUUCCUGAUGAAGUUCUUUUGGAAUCUUUAAGGAAACAGGACACUUGCAAUAAAGGUGGCAGCUAA